This is a messenger RNA of Nerophis lumbriciformis (worm pipefish), 1680 nucleotides long. The record is from RefSeq and is a predicted model, not a curated record. NCBI's taxonomy places the organism in Eukaryota, Metazoa, Chordata, Actinopteri, Syngnathiformes, Syngnathidae.
AUGGAUAUCGGCGGUUUGGAGACAGUGGUGGCCAACUCGGCCUAUGUGUCCGCUCGGGGAAGCAUAGAUGGCGCUGCGGCAGCAACCUUGCGAGACAAAAAGAUGCGGGCCAGGCUGAAACUCCCGCACAUCAGAGAUUGUGAAGGAAUGAAAGCAUCGGUGGGCAAGACCUUUGACAGCAUGUGCGUCAAUGAGCCGAUCGGUAAGCGGCUGUUCCAGCAAUAUCUGGAAAGUGAGGCCACCCACAAAAAUGCUGGAGAGAUGUGGAAGGACAUUGAAGACUACGUCAUAUGCCAAGAGAAGGACAGACUUCAGAAGGCUCAAAAAAUGGUCAAUAAAUACUAUAAGUCAGCGUCCAAGAACUUCUGCAGCUUCCUUGAAGAGAAGGCCGUCACCCGAGUGAAGGAGGACUUCAAAAAUGUCCACGGUGACUUAUUCAAAGAGAGUGAGAAACAGCUCCUCAAACACCUGGAGACCAAGACCAUGGCCGGCUUCAAGCAGAGCAUGUACUUCUCACGUUACGUUCAGUUCAAGUGGUUGGAGGCCCAGCCCGUUGAUGAGGAGUGGUUCAUGGACUUCAGGGUCCUUGGCAAGGGAGGUUUCGGGGAAGUGUUCGCAUGUCAGGCCAAGGCCACGGGUAAAAUGUACGCCAAUAAAAAGCUGGACAAAAAAAGGCUGAAGAAACGCAAAGGAUAUGAGGGUGCAAUUGUGGAGAAGCGGAUUCUUGCCAAAGUCCACAGUCGCUUCAUUGUGUCGCUGGCUUACGCCUUCCAGACCAAGACUGACCUCUGCCUAGUUAUGACUAUCAUGAAUGGUGGAGAUCUCAGGUUUCAUAUGUACAAUGUGGAUGAAAAAAAUCCUGGCUUCAAUGAGAAGAGAGCUUGUUUCUACACAGCGCAGAUCAUCUGCGGGCUGGAGCACCUUCACCAGCACAGGAUUAUCUACAGAGACCUGAAGCCGGAGAAUGUGCUACUAGAUGAUGCAGGACAUGUCCGCCUGUCAGAUUUGGGGUUGGCUGUUGAACUCCCACCAGGAAAAGACAAAACUUCUGGUUAUGCAGGAACUCCCGGAUUCAUGGCCCCAGAGCUACUCCAGAAAAAGGAAUAUGACUACACAGUGGAUUAUUUCACUCUAGGAGUGACCCUGUUUGAGAUGAUAGCAGCCAAAGGACCCUUCAGGAUACGAGGAGAGAAGGUGGAGAACGACGAGGUGGCCCGCAGAAUUUUGAACGAUCCAGUUCCGUACACUCCCAAUUUUAGCAAUAGCUGCAAAGCUAUUUGUGAAGGUUUGAUGGAAAAGGAUCCAGGGAAACGCCUCGGGUUCAAAAACAAUGAGUGUGCAGAGCUGAAGAGCCAAGCCUUCUUCAAGGAGAUCAAUUGGGGACGUCUCGAGGCUGGUAUGCUGCCACCGCCAUUUGUCCCUGAUCCUAAGAUGGUCUACGCCAAAGAUAUUGACGAUGUGGGCGCCUUUAGCACCAUCAAAGGUGUUGUCAUGGAUAACAAGGAUACAGAAUUUUUCAACGACUUCGCCACAGGCAAUGUUCCAAUCCCCUGGCAGGAGGAGAUGAUCGAAACGGGUGUGUUUGGAGAGUUGAACAUCUGGGCAGAGAAUGGAAAGCUACCUAAUGACCUAGACCCAAACUAUGUAGAAGCCAAAGGUGGCGGAUGUGUCAUUCUUUAA